Molecule: messenger RNA, 570 nt
Organism: Phytophthora nicotianae INRA-310
Lineage: Eukaryota; Oomycota; Peronosporomycetes; Peronosporales; Peronosporaceae
Exons: 2
Coding region: 1-570 (189 amino acids)
Source: RefSeq, a predicted model, not a curated record
AUGAUAGUGGAUUUGCUCGAGAUGCGGUUCAACGACGAAGAGGUGAAAAGGCGCAUAGAAUCAGCGGACACAAGCAUGAAGAAGCGCUUGGCUUCGCAAUACUUCGCGACUCGCCUGUCGGAGAAGCUGAACGUUGUUCUGAGCGGAACACAGGUUUCCACGAAAUACAAAAAAUUAAAGUGCGAGUACCGCCAAGGAAAAUCAGCUCGAAGUGACACCGGAAAUAUAGGCCGCGAAGACGACUCUGAACUAUGGGUGAUAUUAAACAGUUUUUUUGUCGGUCGUCCGGGUAUUGCUGGUGCAGUACUAGCUGAUGCUGAGGAGGAGGAGGACUACCCUGAUAAUGAUGUCGUAUUCAACUCAUCAGUUGGCAAGUCAAAGACCGUUACUCCCUUGACACACCUUGCCGAUGCAAUGAAGGAAGGAAUGACAGCACUUGCAGCGUCAAUGAGCUCUGAUGAAAAGCUGGCAACAGCCAUACAGGAGAUGAAGAACGCUCAACUUGCAACCCAGCAGUUGCAGGCGAAACAACUCACGUUACUGGAGCUGCUUCUUAACAAAUUUGGUUAA